Molecule: messenger RNA, 4616 nt
Organism: Myotis daubentonii (Daubenton's bat)
Lineage: Eukaryota; Metazoa; Chordata; Mammalia; Chiroptera; Vespertilionidae
Gene: TMEM215
Product: transmembrane protein 215
Source: RefSeq, a predicted model, not a curated record
AGCUUCCAGAGCUUGGGGACCGCGACCCGCACUGUUGGGAAAGACAGGCUUCCACGUCCCACUUCCUGGUUGUCAGGAGGAAAAGCCAGGCUUUCCUCCCAGGAACAAGGGAGAGAGUCGAGGGCACAGCUGCUGUGGAGGUUCCUAAGGAGACUCCGACUGGCUUCAUUCCCUGCUCCCAGGAGACUGGAGACAGGAGGAAACCUCAGGUACCUCAGUGACCCCCGCCGGUGGACGUUUAUAUGAAAGACUGAGGUUAAAAUAGUAAAGACACAGACAGACAGGAAGACAGACAGACAGACGGACAAAGAGCAACAGAAACAGGGCAAGAGAUAGAGAGAGGCAGAGACCAAGAUUGUCAGACAGGUGGAGAGAGACCAAGAGUAAGAGACGGAGUUAGUUGGUGGGUGGGAAGUGGACUUGGGGAUUUCUUUUAACCCGCUGUGGUUUCCUCUGUGACGGAAGACAGCGGAGCUGCUCCCUGGCCAGCAAGAAGCCCCAACCUGGAUGAGUGAAAGAUGCGGCCUGAUGACAUUAACCCGAGGACGGGGCUGGUGGUGGCCCUGGUCAGUGUCUUCCUGGUCUUUGGCUUCAUGUUCACUGUCUCGGGGAUGAAAGGAGAGACUCUGGGAAACAUACCCCUCCUGGCCAUCGGACCAGCCAUCUGCCUGCCAGGCAUCGCGGCCAUUGCCCUGGCCAGGAAAACUGAGGGGUGCACCAAGUGGCCCGAAAAUGAGCUGCUCUGGGUCCGAAAGUUGCCCUGCUUCCGGAAACCCAAGGACAAGGAGGUGGUGGAGCUGCUGAGGACCCCUUCGGACCUGGAGUCAGGCAAGGGAAGCUCCGAUGAGCUGGCUAAGAAGGCAGGCCUCCGGGGGAAGCUGCCCUCCCAGGGGCAGGCCGAGGUGCCUGUGGCCAGCUCUAUCACUACUCCCACCCCCACGGAAGAAGGAGAAUGCCAGAGCCUGGUCCGGAGCGGGCAGCAGGAGGAGACGUCCAGAUGCCUGGACGGCUACCGUCCCUCCGGCAGUUCCCUCACCUACAGUGCCUUGGGUGCCACGUGCUCAGCCGGGGACAGGUCCGAGUGCCCCGAGCCGGAGGACAGCAUCUUCUUUGUGCCCCAGGACAGUAUCAUCGUUUGCUCCUACAAGCAGAACAGUCCCUAUGACAGAUACUGUUGUUACAUCAAUCAGAGCCAAGGCAGGUGGGGCCACGAGACGAUAGUCUAAGCCUUGCAUACAAGGGUCGCCGUGCUGAUAGAAACAUGACUACACUCAGCUCCCGAUGGAAGGAAACUGCCCGCUCCAACAGCCUUCACACUGUUAGAGACUGACCUGGUAUGUGAUGGGUGUGCCAACGUCUGGUGCCUGAGAGCCAUGUAAAUAGGCAUGUUGGGGACACAUUUUAGGGAGGGGUGGUGAGUGUUAAGGACACUGGAAGAGGCAAUGGGUAGGAGAGGAAGCAGUUCCGGUUACUUUUUAACAAUUUAAACUAUGUUGGAUGUUUUGUAAAUAACCCAACAAGUGCCACUCAGUACCUGCUGAAAGCAAGGCAAAUCUUGAGUGGGCUGCAAAAAAAAAACCCCGGCUAUUCAUAGGGACCCGGAGUUGCUUUAGGUCUGAAAAAGAUUGAAAGAAGAAAAAAACAAUGCUUCAUUAUAAGAAAUAAUUUUCUAUUGAAAGCCUUUCACACUUAGUAUUUGUUAAAAGAAGAAAAAAUCAGGACAGAAAAGCUGCAUCCCUCCUUAGGUAGGAUGGUUUCUGGAGAAAGGAGAGUUAAAGACAGUUGAAUUAUGUCAUUGAGUUUUAUGAUAUCUUAUGACAAGAUCAGGAAUUUCAAAUAAAGUAAAGUAAAUGUGACCGGCUAUGUGAAAAACUAACAUUUUUAGAUGGCUAUGUUACUUAUUAAAUUCUUCACUUAAAGUGACUUCCUGGUCUUUAUCUGAAGUGUUUUCUAACAUUUACUAUCAUUCAUGUAUAAUUUCUUCAUCAGGUGCAAAAUGACUUAAUGUAAUAUUUUCAUAGAUCAGAAAUUGUUUUCAUCCAGUCAAAAUGGAUUCUGCAUAUGUAUACAAGUGUCUUUAACAUUUUGGGAAAACAUGUACUGGUGAUUACUACUCUUAUAUAUGCCUUUUCAAAUCUAAAGACUGUGAAGUCAAUACCUUAGUCUUGAACUUUAUGCAGAAUUUAUAUGACAUGCAAUGAUUAAACUUCUGGAAAUAUCAGAAAUGUCAUUAUUUGUACUUUUGUUCAGCAUUCCCAAAGACAGUAAAUGCCAAUGAAAUGAGAGUUAAUCUACUAGGAUUAACCAAAGCCCUGUUUUUAUUAAGUUCAUCUGAUCAGUAAACAUUACAUGGCAAAGGUCUGCUUUAUUUCAUGUUUAAUUUUUUGCUGCUGAGGAAAAAAAUCACAAUGGGGCCCUAAAAAGUAUUUCCUCUUUCAUUUGAUCAACUGUAAUAGACAAGAGGUCAAUCAGCCAGAAUAGUAUCUGAUCCAGUUGAAGAGAAAUAUUGAGUUAUAUAUAGAAAUGGUGGUAUAUUUAAUCUUGAAGAUCAGAAUAAUUUUGCACCCUUUAAGGAAUGAUGAUUUCUUUUUAAAUGUCAGAUAGUUUCAGGCACUUUUUGCCAAAAGGGGAAUUGAGGACAAAAAGUUUGGGUAUAUCUCUUUGUGUAUUUCAGGUCCAACUCUGUAAUUCUCUAAGUAUGGCAAUUAUUCUUGUUUUUAAACAUCAUGCACUUAAAAAUCACAAUUUUCUAGUCAAAUGCAACAUCAAAAGUAUGUAAUUGUUUUUUGAUAGGGUUUAAAUGUCAGCAAAUGCGGUCGGUGAUCCUGGGCAAAUUUUAUCUUCUCACACCUCAGUUCCCUGAGAAGGAAGGAGUGGGACUGACUGACGCUAGGUUACCUCUUAGUUCAUUCCCAGGUUGAAUAUCCUAUGGCGUUGUGGCAAAGGCACUUUAUAUAUUGCCAAGAAAUGAGUUACAGCAAAAUGCAGGCCAAAGUUAUGCAAUUCAUGAUUACUAAUAUGUGACAUGGAUUGAAUUCUUGCUACUACUAAAAAGAAUUUUGUAAAUGUGUGAAAGCAGAUUUGUUUUAUUACCAAAUAUUUUUUUAUUCAGCAAAAUACAUUUCUGGGAAUAAAAUGAAGAUAUUCAGAGUAUAAUAUUUUUGAGGAGAAAUUUUUAAAUAUUGGAUCCCUAAGUAAUCUAACACAUACCCUUACACUAAAUGUAAUUUACUUUGGAUUUGGCAGGGAGGGAAAAUAGUUUCCUAAAAUCACAAUACCUCUUGAUAAUUCGGAUGCAUUUUGAAAGAGGGAAAUGAUAUGCUGAAGGAGGUGAAACUGUGUCUUGAUUCCAAAGUGUAAAUUCAGCCAAGAUACCCAAGCUGGAGCAUAUUUAGACAAUUGUUUCAAGACUUAGUCUCUAUUGCAAUUACCGUGGUAAACAAAAUUCAGAUAGAGUUCAGUUCAGGCUCUCUUCCAAACCUUACUAACCAGUUCCUUUGAAAGUGUUUUCAAUUCUAUGGAUCUUAAUACCCAUUGAUCUGUCAAAUGUGGGAAGAAAUAUUUAUUCUUUUAAAUGUGUUUUCCCUUUUGAUAAUAUCCAACCUCUGAUUGUUUAUUAAUAUCUCCCCUCUACACCUACAGCAUCAUUUAUUUGGUGAACUCACUGUUACUAUUCUUUUAUAACAUUGAAGAAAAUAUUUUUGAAAAUCCAUAGUCCCACUAUCCUAAUAGAACUAUAGUAUUUCCAUUUUAGCAUAUUAUCUUCCAGGCCUCCUCCAUAUGCAUAUGCAUAUGCAUAUGCACCUUACCUAUUAUAAUCAUGUGUUUUUCUUUAAUAUUUUCAUUAUAUCCUAAGUAUGUUUUCAUGUUUUUAUGCAGUGUCUCUAAUUAUCAUUUAACAAUUGUGUAAUAUGCCAUUUAGUGAUGUACCAUGAUUUAUCAUGCCAUACCUUAUUGCUAGUCAGAUACCGUGUUUUAUGGAUGGUUUCAUAUGGAUUUUUUUUUCUGUUGUUUGGUAACACGGCUACGUUAUUUGUUAUUUGCCCACAGAGGUAAAAAUUUACAAUUGAAAAAGCUGUAUCUUUAUAGAUGAGAAUGAGGGGGCAGAAAUGUGUAAAUGGAUAAAACACUCAAUAUUGUUGGUUUCCUCUUCACUCAUGUAGAUGCAAGAUGUAGGGUAAGAAACAAAAUUAUGCUUCUUCAAAAGAGUCCCCCAUUGGGACCAGAGCCAGUAUUUUUAAGAGUAAGUAUAAGAUGAGACCUUUCCCCAGUCAAGAUAUCACCAAUUUGUAUCUCAAAAUCAGAUUACAGUGGUGUCCAUCUUCAAGAGCUUAAGGUUGAAUAAACAAAAUGAAAAUAAAAGUAGAUAAUAAUAAGUACUUUGUAAUAUUUCAAAAGCAUUUUCUUAAAGUAUCUCACCAUAUAUUUUAUACUUAAUAUGUAUGUAAAUUGUUAUCUAUUAGUGACUUACAACUGAACUAGAAUUUCAGGAAUUCAAUAGACUCUACCCAUGAGUUUUCUAUGUUUCUGUUCCUCACUGGAAAAAUUAAACUGAAGAUGGAGAUGUGGACAAAUGCUUGCCUCAACCAAAUAUCUCAAUAAAGGACUGAAUUCCA